GUCACGCCAGGACCCUUAAAAGGGGUGCGGGCGGCGGCAUUAGUGGGAGCUGAGCGGUGCGAGGCGAUGCGGGCGAGGAUGACCGUGGGGCAGCGCUUGGGCCGGGGCCGUGGGGAGCCGGGGACGCCUAGGAAGGCUUCCAGGAGGAAGUGCGUCCUUGUCGACCACCACACCUGAGAGCAGCGCGGCACUGGCCCGGAGGUGACCAUGGCAGCGGAGGGGCUGCCUGCAGGGGGACCCACUGGUGCCCUGCCCAGCUGGGAGCUGGAAGCCUGGUACCAGGACCUGCAGGAGGUGCUGGCAGCAGCAGAGCCCAGCGGGCCCUCCCCACCCUGGGGGGCUGAGCAGGCAGAGCUUGCUCCACUGUGGGACACAGAGGGGGCUGGCAGUGGCCCAGAGGGCUGCAACCCAGAUGCUGCCCUGACUGCUGAGCUGCUGGGACCAGAGCACACAUCUGGCACGGAGCCAGCGGGAGUGCUGGGCUCUGCCUCUAGCUGGAGCUCCCCACCCCAGCUGGGCACAGAAGAGAAUGAGGCGGGGGCAGCUGCAGGGCGUGGGGUGAAGAGGAAGAGGUGCAGUGGCAUGGUGGCAAGCAGGGACUUGGCCAAGCGCCGGGAGUGGGCGAAUGAGCAGCGGGUGCUGGAGCUGACAGCCCGCAACGAGCAGCUCCGGGAAGAGAUCCGGCAGCUCAGUGCAGAGGUGGAGCGCACACGGGCAGCCCUCAUUGACCGCAUUGUGAACCUCCGCUGUGCUUAGGCACCAACGCUGCCCUGCAGUCUGUGGGGCAAGGACUCUGCUGCCCCUGUGGACCGGGGGGUGGACAUGAACUGGAGGGGCACUGCCCCGCUGGCAUAGACUGAUGCCAUAGGGAGGGCACCACUUCCAUAUGCAAUUGUACAGUUUUUGCAUUUUAUUACAUGCAUGUAACCACCA
Molecule: messenger RNA, 933 nt
Organism: Phalacrocorax carbo (great cormorant)
Lineage: Eukaryota; Metazoa; Chordata; Aves; Suliformes; Phalacrocoracidae
Source: RefSeq, a predicted model, not a curated record